This is a messenger RNA of Teleopsis dalmanni, 4674 nucleotides long. RefSeq names its product kunitz-type serine protease inhibitor HMGS1. The transcript has 2 exons. The coding region runs from base 135 to 437 and encodes 100 amino acids. NCBI's taxonomy places the organism in Eukaryota, Metazoa, Arthropoda, Insecta, Diptera, Diopsidae. The record is from RefSeq and is a predicted model, not a curated record. Gene Ontology annotation, molecular function: serine-type endopeptidase inhibitor activity.
ACGAUUUGAAUUUGAAGUGAAUUGUGUAAAGUAGCUAAUCUUGUGCGGACCUUUCGGUUAAAAAUCGUUUGUAAACAUUUAAAUAAAUUAUAAAGAAAUAUACUCGUAUAUUUAAAAGAAAGAAAGUAAAAAUUAUGAAAUUGCUUCUCUGGUUUUUUAUUCAUUGUGGCUUAAUGGCCGCUUGUAGUAUAAACAUGAUAACUGCCAAAAGUCGCGGUCUACCAAAUAUAUGUUUACAGCCCCCACCGCGGUCGGAGGGAUUGUGUACUGUUGAAAUUGAGGGAUUUUAUUUCGAUUUAAGAGCUAAUGACUGCAAAAUGUAUGUAGUUGGUGGAUGCCGCUCAACCCCCGGGCAGAGUUUUGGUUCAAGGCAAGAUUGUUUAGCAACGUGCGUGCAUGGAAUAAGACGCAUACAGGACUUGUUCAUUAACGAGUAAAAUAGUGUAUCUUAUGCGAGUUCAUUGUCAUUAUCUGCAUCUAUAUCUCCCUGUAUUUGCUUCACAUUAAUUUUUUAACUUCUUAUCACCUAAAAAAUAAACAACAAAAACAAAUAGAAACACUUAAAAUCCAUUGAUAUUGCGUAUGUUUAAUAUUGAAUGAGACUCAAUUGAUGUAAGAACAGUCGAUCCAAAUGUAAAUAUACGCUAACAUCAGUUUAAUAUAAUUUUUGAAUUAACAGAGAAUUAAUCAGAGUGCCGAACUUUACAGAUUUUUUGACUAUACAAUAAAAUAAUUAUACUAUUUUUAAAUAUUCGUCUAGGUAAUGUUAGGUUGGAAGAACGGAUGAUUUUACACCAAAGUCCAUUUGUGCUCAAACAAUGUCCCAAUGAAUUGACGUAAUUAGAAGACGUGAUGCCAUGGGCAAUUUACACAAGUUAACUGAAAUUGGUAAAAAAGUUCAACUUUCACAGGUUUUACAAUAUAUCCUUUAAUUAUUUCCCAGGAUUUAACAAAAUGUUUUGUUUUAAAAAAUAUGUGAAAUUUGUUAAUGACCCCAAAUCACUUUUACAAAAGAUUGGUUGAAUUAUAUUUCUUUAGAACUCUUUAAAUGGGAGUACAUUUGAUAAUAAUUCAAUGACACGAUCUGAAUAACUAAACGACAAAGAAGUAUGGAAAGAUAUCUACAAAUUGCCAAGAAAAGUUUGUUUCCAGUUCUUCCGUUAACAUCUAGAAAAUGUAACUGUGGACUUGAGGAUUUUCGAAAUCUUUAGUGGUAGUUUCAAUACAGUGCUGCUGUUAAUUAGAGAUUUUUAAUGUGGUUAAACCCCAUAUUAAGACGAAAACUCUUUAAAAUCUUUAUGCAUUUUAAUGAAAUGGAGUGAAGUCGUAAUUGAGUGUAGAAUACACAUAUCUAAUUUCUGUACUACUACAGCAAAAUGGAAAUAAUGGGCAAUUGCUUGUAUUAUUAUUAAUAUAUAAAGAAAUUGUUGCUAUGUCACAGUCUUUGUGCAAAUAUUUAACACAAUUUGUUCCAUUAUCGGUCUGAAACACAGUUUUUUUCUGUGAAAUGUCGGCUGAAACAUUUCGUUAUUUUGUCUGAUUGUGCCCUGCGAUUGAAUCCAGUACCGCCAUAUGGUUUUCAGUUAACCAAUUAAGAACUGGUGUCAUGAACCCAGAGAUGCUGUAAGAUUUAAUAGAAUUCUUCUCGGGAAACCGAAAUAAAUGUCUCAUAGAACACGAUAGACCUGUGUGCUUUCUAAUAGUAAUAGAGAGUUUUUUGUGUAAUGUUUUACAUACGUAUAACCCUUUAAAAAAUUUUAAAAGUGAUUAGUUUUUCACUGUUAAUAUUUUUAUAUAUACUUUGUAUUGAGUUUACCAAAAAAUUUUAAUUUGUGGUCUUUAUAUUGGAAGCAUUUAUUGAUAGCAACGGAUGGAACUAAAUAAAACAGCGAAUAAUCUUAAGAUGUGAUUUUUUAUGCCUCUAUUCUAUUUUUUUUAUUAAAUUUUUUAGUGAAUUUUUAGUCAACCUCUCUAUAUACUAAUAUUACAUUACACUGUGGUUGGGAACCCAGGAUGAUUUAGCUAAAAUCUCUACAUGAUGACCAACAUUUUUGGAAUACAUAUGACACAAUUUAUAUUUAUGAACAAUUCAACAUAUUCGCAAAAUUUGGCCCCUACCUUCCAUAUCGAAACUUGAAUAAGUGAUUAGAAGGAAUGUUAUAUACUACUAGAUAUCAUGUAAUCGACGUCACAGAGGUUCGUGUUGAAUGGUUGGCCGAAUGGUUUGAAAGAGUUAAGGAACCGUUAGAUCAAAUAUAUCGAUCUUAAAGCGGACUAUAUUGGCAGAUCAAAAAGAAUGAAAUAAAAAAUACUUAACACAUAUUUCUACCAAGCAUUUUAACGACUUCUUAACAAAUUUGUUGAUUUCAUACAGCAAGUUUUCGAGGUUUUUUCUUUAAAAAACUGAUCACGAAAUGUACAAUUAAUGUAUCGAUACCGUUCAGUAGAGGUUACUUAAUUUUUGCUGAAAAGGUCAGAUAACGCAUAAUACUUUUGCUGUAAAUCUAUUGCGACCUUUUUUUGCAAUAUCUUACAUCAGACAUGUUGAGUAUUCAUAGUAGAUCUUAAAAUUAAUUGUUUUGUGUUUAACAAUGGAUAAUAUCCUUACAGUCCAACUAAACACAGUCACCUUAUGAUGAGUUCUUAUCAUCUGUUACCAUAGAAUUCUAAGAAGUUUAAUAUUGUGUUACUCAGUUUAUGAGGUAAGGAAAUACCGAGUUUUUUUUAGUAACUAGCUAUAUGUGAGUGCUUUAAAAUAAUUUUUGGUCGAUCUUUAAUUCUUUAGCUAUGUUACGGCUGAUCACAUACCAAUUUUCUUAAGUCUUAUCCAUAAGCAAUCAAGUCUCUAGUAGUUGAUUUCGAUGGCGUUUUUCACAUAAAUAAUACUAAUCCUUUCAUAUGCUUUUUUUCCUUUUCUGGUAGUAAUAUUUGAGAAUAAAUUGAAAUAUUUUUUCAAAACUUUACUUAUAAUACUUUUGUUCUCUGUUCCCGCCUCUGAUCGAUUAAUGACACCCAUAGCACGCACUGGUAUUCUCUAGCAUUCUCUUUAAUGUAGUGAGCCUUUACGUACUUCACUUCAAAACACUGUAUACAUAUAUCGCAUAUAUAUUUAUGUAUCUUCUUUUCGUGAUCUUCACCAUUUUAAUGAAUAAUAAAUAAUAGUAAUAGUAAAUAUUUCUUAUCUCUUUUGGAAUGGGUACACCAAAUAAUUUUCUCUUUGUACUACCAAAGACCUCUUGAAUCCAUUUGUGGAAACCAUUUUAGUUUCAAUAGCGUUAUUUUCUGAAAUAAUACUAAAAUAAUAGUAUCAACAAAAAACAAAACAACAAUAUGAAAUUUCAACAAAUUCACCCAAUGAAACAGUAAUACUUUUCAACCGAAUGCUGGUCUCUUUCAUCGAUUAGUACACAUUCUGUGUAUUUAAUAAAUUUUAGAAUACAUUUUGUAAAAGACUUUCCGAUUAUAGAUGCGACUUUUAAUCACAAUAUUCUUAUAUCUCAUCUUCGGUAAAACUGUGAAGUGAACAGAACGAAAGAAAAAUUUUAAUCCUCUUUUAGGCGGAGACCAAGAAGUGUUAUGUCACACGAGAUAUGUAAACCCAUUUUUUAAGGAUCUCUAACGUGUUAUUAAACUUAGCGCAAUUCUACUAAGUGAAGAUGAAAAAUUAGAUAGAUAAAUUAGCGAAUAAGUUUUCUUGUAAUGUUUUUCCAAUGGUAUUUUUCAAAUCUGCUGGAAAUUUCUACUUAACCAUGAAAUUCCUUCCUAAAACGUUUUUUCGACCGAAUGUUUCAAAUUUUCUGGAAAGCCCUACUUAACCACAACCUAAAAAUGUUUAUUCACUCUAAUCUGACGUUCCGUAAUGUUGAUUGCGAUCUGCAUAUUGCUAUAUCCGUCAGUGUUUGUUUUUGAUGAGUCCAAAAGUUUUAAAAAGUGCUUUCGCAAUAUCGUUUUGGACAUGUCAACGAAACGUGUACCAGAAGGCAACCAACCAGUAAUGUCUGGUCAUAAGCAGUGAUAUUCAUAUAUUAAAAUCGUACACAUUAAAAUUAUUAUUGAGAUUAUUUUUGACACAUAAAUAAUGCUUGAGUCAGUGUUGUUUUUGCCCACGUACACAUAUAUACUCGUAUGUAUCUAUGUAUCUAUGUGUAGAUGUGUGCUUUGGUAUGGGAGUGUGAAUGGUUGUCAUUCUGUUGUGAUUCGCUUAUCACAGAUUUGGUUUACGACCGAGCUUUGUUCGCCCAGUUUUUAAGUUGUGAGUGUUGGUUUUUCAUUGCUUGGUUUCGAUUGUUGAUCACUGAUCGCUGAUCGCUGAGCUCUGACCGUUGCUACUUCUACUCUUGUUGCGUUCGAAUAUUAUCGCAGUUUAAAAAGAUUUGUCCUGUAGACGGGAGUGAUUUCAGCAAAGUUCUUUAUUUUGAUUUUUUUCUGAACUGAUAUGGUAAAGUCUGUAAUUGAUUAUUGCCAAGUACACGCAUUUAAGCAAGAGAAGUCUUAUCGACGACCGCCGAAAUCCAAGUGUCUUAAUUUCUGUGCCCACAAAGAUCAGUUGGAGUGGUACUUUAAAUAUAAAAACAAAACAUAAAGUUAGACUCUAUUCGUGGUAUCACAAGUGCAAAUAUGUGUUCUGCGCAUUUAAUCUCAAGACUUGAUUGUGAAUUAUUUAAAAAUUGAAAU